Catharus ustulatus (Swainson's thrush) is the source of this 904-nucleotide messenger RNA. RefSeq names its product NK1 homeobox 2 (gene NKX1-2). Lineage: Eukaryota; Metazoa; Chordata; Aves; Passeriformes; Turdidae. The transcript has a single exon. The record is from RefSeq and is a predicted model, not a curated record. The annotation marks the transcript as partial. Gene Ontology annotation, molecular function: DNA-binding transcription factor activity, RNA polymerase II-specific; RNA polymerase II cis-regulatory region sequence-specific DNA binding. Gene Ontology annotation, biological process: regulation of transcription by RNA polymerase II; cell differentiation. Gene Ontology annotation, cellular component: nucleus.
AGGAGCCCGCCCGGGGCAGAGGAUCCGGGCUCACCUCGGAGCGCCCGGCGGCGGCGAGCAGAGCCGGGCUGCGGGAAGCCGCGGAGGGCGCGCACCGCCUUCACCUACGAGCAGCUGGUGGCCCUGGAGAACAAAUUCCGAGCCACGCGGUACCUGUCGGUCUGCGAGCGCCUCAGCCUGGCGCUCUCCCUCAGCCUCACCGAGACGCAGGUGAAGAUCUGGUUCCAGAACCGCCGCACCAAGUGGAAGAAGCAGCACCCGGGCGCCGACGGGGCGGCCCCCGCAGCAUCCCCCGCGGCGGCGGCGGGCGGUGGCAGCCCCAGCCCGCCGGGCCCCGCCGCUCUGCCCUUCCAGACUUUCCCUUCCUACGCCGCUGCCAACGUGCUGGUGCCUCCGGCCGCCCCCUUCCCGCUGGCUGCCGGCCCCUUCGCGCCCUUCCUGGGCCCCGCGUACCUCGGCCCCUUCUACGCCCCGCACCUGUGAGGCUGUGGCAGCCCCGGCAGCCAGGAGCGCACCUCAGCCCUUCUGACCCAGCGGGGAAGGAACACCGUCAUCACUUCUGCUGCUUCCGUGGCCAUUCGAACUGUAAGAAAGUUGAUUUUUCCUAGGCGUCACGGCAGCAUGCUUAACUUUGACACGCAGAGAAAAAAAAACCCCACUGUAACCACUGGAUUUUAUUAGCACGUUUGAGAUGUAAUUAUAGGUGUUGGAGAUGGGAAAAGCAACCCUCUUUACACAUGCCUGACACUAAUUCCCUGCAGAUUCCUCUCCAAGUUCAUUGUUAAGAUGCUCCUCGUUGCUGUUCGGCUUGCCAGCACACGUCUGAGCGCUCGAGGGCUCGGAGCUGCGGCGCUCGUUAGCGAUGCUGAUGCUGAUGAGCGCGCAGGCGGCCGUGUCGAAUCCC